Messenger RNA from Penicillium crustosum, 204 nucleotides. RefSeq lists its product as uncharacterized. The coding region runs from base 1 to 204 and encodes 67 amino acids. NCBI's taxonomy places the organism in Eukaryota, Fungi, Ascomycota, Eurotiomycetes, Eurotiales, Aspergillaceae. The record is from RefSeq and is a predicted model, not a curated record. The transcript is spliced from 2 exons.
AUGAUACCCGGAGGAGCAGUGAAUAACACUCCCCGCUCUUGUGUACCUGGUUUCAGGUUAUUGGUGUGCUCUCUCAAGAUGCACUGUAUUGGGCUGUUAUUGUCUAAUCUGUGGAUCCGCUGGCGGUGGCCUCAGAAUGCGACUCGCCUUCUAAACCUCAUCUGCCACCUCGUCCCUCGCGCUUCACCUCACUUUUCGCAAUAG